Molecule: messenger RNA, 285 nt
Organism: Morchella importuna
Lineage: Eukaryota; Fungi; Ascomycota; Pezizomycetes; Pezizales; Morchellaceae
Exons: 4
Coding region: 1-285 (94 amino acids)
Source: RefSeq, a predicted model, not a curated record
AUGCACUACCUAUUGGAGGAAAGCAAAGAUUUCAUCUGCCUCCUGUUGGUUGCUAACAGCGAUCUUCAUCCUUGGCUUGGCAUUCCAACUUCAACCCUCGUGUCAUUCAGUAGUACGCUAGAUCGACGUUGUACCCCAAAAGGAAAGAAAGAGUCGAGUGAUACAACUGUCUAUACACUUUCUUCUUACAGACACAUCGGACCACUAUUUCCAACAGACAUCAACCGUAUUGCCUGGGGAGAUUCGAGGAUUGUGGAGUUGGAUUUAACGAGUGAUUAUGUGUGA